AUGAUUUAUAUGAAACAAUCACUAUAUGGAGAUGCCUUAGAGUGUUAUAAACUAGCGCUUGAUCAUCAAAUGAAAUUAGAAUAUUCAAAUAAUAAUGCAUUAGCCGAAAUAUAUAACAAUAUCUGUACUAUAUAUAUUCAACAAAAUCAUUAUUCACAAGCAUUAAUCUAUUGUCAAGAUGCUGAAAAUGCUCUGCUACAUGAACCACACAACAAACAACAGUUAUCAUUAAUCUAUUCAAAUAAAGGCAGAAUUCUAUUUAAACUAGCUGAAAGUGGCUCUGACCCCGAACAAGCUGCUAACAGUUUUCAUAAAGCUUAUGAAAUGUUUGAGAAAAGUAGUAAAAAUAUUAAUCAUGAUGCUUUAGAACAACGUUUAAUGAAAGCUGAUUUUGAUGUCUAA
This is a messenger RNA of Didymodactylos carnosus, 402 nucleotides long. The record is from the annotation of a GenBank genome assembly. Lineage: Eukaryota; Metazoa; Rotifera; Eurotatoria; Philodinida; Philodinidae.